GUCUGAAUGUAAACCUUGAAACGAAAAACUGUGCAGCUCACCGGAUGAUGCAGACGACGACCGCACCUCCCUCUUAUGUGUAUCCGCCGACACAGAACAGAUAUCAACCAUUGACUGAAUCAGAAAUCUAUGCGAUCAAGAAACAGUACUUGGGCCUGUUGCCUCCACCACAGGUCAUCGACAUUUGUCUGACCUUCGAAGCCCACGCGCCACUCCCUGUAAAGAGCUCAGUGUGGCCAUACGAUAUUCGGGCUGCCAUUGCAGCCAUACUGUCCAAGAAAGUCCAGGAGGAGUCCCAGGCCCAGACAGAGUUGGACACCACCACUCCAACAGAGCAAACUUCGCAAUGUAUCUCGCAACCCUCAUCGCCGACCUUGGAUGCCGCUGCUAUACCCAGUGCAUCGAAAUCUCCUGCAGCCACUCAGCUACCGGCGCCCGUUCACUACCCUCAUCAGCCGUACUACCACCCUUCUUAUCCUCAUGCUCCAUAUUAUGCUCCUCAUGCCACCUACCCUCCUUACCCUCCACCGCCUCACAUACCGUAUCCCCAAAAUUUACCUGCACAGCCGGCCCUCUUUCCAAGCGCCGCACUAGCAUAUUCCCCACACUCACCUUCUGCACAACGUCAGGCGCAGCCACAACCGCCCCCGCCCCCACCACCACCACCCCUCAACACCAUUGAUGACCUUCCUAGUUACGAGGAAAUGAUCGUCGAGGCCCUGCUCGAUUGUGGAGAUCCAGAAGGUUGUGCACCGAAAGAUUUGUUCAGUUGGAUGGCAAUGCAUUAUCCACUACAGACCAAUUUUCGACCCUCAGCAAGUCAAGCACUACAAAAGGCCUACAAAAGAGGUAGACUGGAAAAGGGUUCCAAUGGCAAAUACAGGCUGAACGAAAGCUGGGAAGGAGGUAACACGUCAAGGCGUACAACUCGUCGACCGCAAACGCACACGCCGGGGGUGAUGCCCGGAUCUCAGGCAACUUCAUCUGGGGCAUCUCCCUUUACACAUGCGCCUCUUAUCGCGCAUGGAUCGCAGAUACGACCACCACCCCCUGGUCAACCACCAGGUUAUCCAGGUUAUCCUUAUGGCUAUUACUAUCAGGGUGCACCCCAACCGGCCUCUAUCCCCAUACCUGCUACCGGUCAACCUUAUCCUUCAACUCAAAAACAACCUCCGGACAACCCGGACCAAGACACGGGGGAAGGGGCCGAUGCCUGGGAGGCUGCACAAAGUAUCCUUAAAGCGAUCAAUUUUGGCCAAUUGCUUCACAUGAGUGAAGGAGACAUGACGGGAAACUCGGGAACAACGUCAACCGAGCGACCAUCAGCAUCAUCCACCGAGUCCCUUGAUAGUCAGGCUGUAUCGAGGGACCGUGCAGUAGGAGAGUCAGGGCCGCAGGUGGAACUCACUGGCGAACAACGAGCAGCGCUACAAGCCCAGCUCGCCCUUUUAGCUGCUCAGCUGGCAGAAUUGGCUGAUGUCAGCGAGGACGAGUACUCUCACGGCCCGGAAGGAGUGCAGGGUAAAGAUAGGACAGCAGUCGCGAGUGUGCCUGAGGGUGCUGGAUCAAGAGAGAGUACCGAAGACGAAGAUGACGACAUGGAUAUGGUAGAAAUCCCGAUGUCAUCGCUGACAGCUUGAUCCACGUUUUCUUGUCUCACAGCGCCUCGAUGUUUGGUAGGUCGUUCAUUAAACGAACCAAUUCUCCCUGUUCCUUUUGGUUGUGAGAGUUCUUGCAAUUUUACCCACUACACAAGAGCCACCUCCCCGCUUAGUUGGCAU
Pisolithus orientalis is the source of this 1781-nucleotide messenger RNA. RefSeq lists its product as uncharacterized. Bases 45 to 1640 code for a protein of 531 amino acids. Gene Ontology annotation, biological process: nucleosome assembly. The record is from RefSeq and is a predicted model, not a curated record. Lineage: Eukaryota; Fungi; Basidiomycota; Agaricomycetes; Boletales; Pisolithaceae. Gene Ontology annotation, cellular component: nucleosome. Gene Ontology annotation, molecular function: DNA binding. The transcript is spliced from 8 exons.